AUGAACGCGAGUAUUAUUCCUUCAUUUAUUACCAACCACGACCAUCUCGCUAUACCGGGCUCUCCAUCCCUCUUUCCCUACCCUGCACUACCACAGAUCCAACAUUUGCACUCGCCAUUGACCAAGACACUGGCUUGUCCAGGCGGUGAGCCCGCCAAGCUGUCCAUGGCGCACGCAAUGGCAGGCGGCCGCUUUGACUCCGGCACGUCGAGCGACGACGAUGAAAACGUGGAGCCCACCAAGACCUAUGGAUGCAGUAGUGCCACGAUUUCACCGCUUCGUCAGUCGGAUGAAGGAGAAGCGGUCAGUGGUAUUGCGGCCAUGAGUCUCAGCUUCAUCAUCAAUGGUGAGAUGAAGCAGGCUCCACAGGACUUGCAUGUGGACGACGACGAUAGUGGCAGCAGUGCCGGUGGCAGCACGCGCGGCGGGUUUGACCUCUCGUCCAUGCUCAAUACAGUUUGUGCCAAGCCCGACUGCUACCGCACCAUUCGUGGACCGAGUGGCACGUUCUGCAAGUAUCACAAGCAGGGUCGUUUCUGCCGUGCCGACGGUUGUGCAAAGAGUGCCAAGACUGGUGGCUUCUGUAUCUCGCACGGAGGAGGUAAGCGUUGCGCACACCCGGAAUGCAACAAGAGCGCCAAGCAAGGCGGACUUUGUAUUUCACAUGGUGGGGGCAAGCGAUGCAGCGAAGCAGGUUGUACCAAAUCAGCACUCGUGGGCGGUUUCUGCUCGGCUCACGGUGGAGGACGCAAGUGCAAAAUGCCAGAGUGUACCAAGACCGCACUUUUGGGAGGACUGUGCAUUGCGCACGGCGGAGGAAAGCGCUGUCAGGUUGAAGGUUGCUCCAAGAGUGCUGUGGGUGGCAUUCUUUGCGUCUCACAUGGUGGCGGUAAACGCUGCCAAGCUGAGGGUUGCAAUAAAGGUGCCGUACGAAAUGGGGUAUGUAUUCGCCAUGGUGCCAAGCGCGACCAGAAGUCGGUAUCGCCCUAG
Peronospora belbahrii is the source of this 990-nucleotide messenger RNA. The record is from the annotation of a GenBank genome assembly. Lineage: Eukaryota; Oomycota; Peronosporomycetes; Peronosporales; Peronosporaceae.